AUGGCGCCAUCGAAAUAUGUUGAACGUCUGGACCUCCUGCAGACAGAAGCCCUAACCUCAACUGCGGACAAGAUCGAUCUUCUUGACACGCUGGACCUUUGUGAAGAGUUCAACAAAGAGGAGAGUCGGGUAGGGAGUGCUGUCGCGUGCUGUCUACCCGAUAUUGCAUCAUUGAUUGAUGAUUUGGCUCCGCGACUCGGAGCUGGAGGCAGGCUCAUCUAUGUCGGAGCCGGCAAUAGCGGCCGAGUCGGGUUCAUGGACUGCAGUGAACUGCCAGUGACCUUUUCAGUCGACCCCCGGCAAUUUCUUACCAUUGUUGCAGGUGGUACUGAGGCCAUAAUUCAUGCCCAAGAAGGUGCUGAGGAUGUGGAGAGUGACGGGGCUCUGAGAAUGGAAGCCCUCCAACUCAAUGAGAAGGACACAGUGAUUGGCAUCUCCGCGUCGGGACGAACCCCAUUUGUUCUAGGAGCACUUCAAGUAGCUCUCAAACAUGAUGCCCUCACGGCGGGAAUUACGAACACGCAUCCGUCCAGAAUUGGCAAGCUCGGGGUCAAACACCUCAUAUGUCCUUUGGUUGGUCCUGAAUUUCUCACGGGCAGCACUAGACUCAAGGCAGGCAGCGCUGCUAAGCAGAUCCUCAAUAUGAUUAGCACCUGCUCUAUGGUAAAACUCGGAAAAACAUAUAAGGGUCUCAUGAUUGAUGUUCGGGUGAAUAACUGGAAGCUGAAGGCACGUGGGAGAAGAAUUGUGCGUCAGGUCUGCAAUGGAGCCCCGAUGCAUAUCAUAGAGGGAAACGGACUACCAUCGACACUGGCGGUUGACAUCCCUGAAACAGCUGAAGGCGAUGCGGUCAUUGACCAUCUCAUCUCGGAGUGUCAUGGCAGUGUCAAGCUAGCCUGCGCCGUGGCUAUCUCUGGAUAUCCUCCAGAUGUUUCCAGGCGGAUGCUUCAUGCUGCUGGCGAUAGCUUUCACAUUUUUGUUGAAGGAAUCAGAAGGGUUCCGCCAAAGCCCAUGUCCCUUCAGAGUGAGUCCGAUUACUGCCUUUGCGUGGACGGUGGUGGAACAAACUGCACUGUUUCGAUUGCAACACAGUCAACGGUUGUCGGUCAAGGGGUGGCUGGUCCCUGUAAUUUCAAUUCGGUUCCUUUAGAGGAGCUUAUGGAUCAAAUAAAGUUGGCCACAGACCGGGCAUCCUCGGUGGCCCUUGCGAGGCAGGGAUUUGGCCAUCCCAAUAUACUAAGAUUCUCAAAGGUCUGGGUAGGAUUAGCUGGGCUGUACCACGCGGACCAGAUUGCAACAUUGACCCAUCGUCUGGAGGACCUUUUUGGUGUUUCUAUAGAUCAAGGAACACUGCGCCUGACCAGUGAUGGUAUACUUCUUGGCUCUUGUAUUGCAAUGGAUGACUCGGUCGAAUGUGCAAUUUCCGUGAUCGCCGGAACAGGAUCUGUAGCAACUGCCUUCAAAAAGGGGCCUUCGAACGAGAUUGUCCAAGUCGGUCGGACAGGAGGCUGGGGGUAUCUAAUUGGGGACCAAGGGAGCGCUUUUGAUAUUGGAAAGAGAGCACUGCAGCUUGUUUUGUCUAGUGUGGAGCAAAAGCAGUUUCAAGCUACUCACGAGCUCUCGGAGUUCGAGAGGGCGAUCCUGGCAGAACUCAACUCUAACGAAGCAGGCGUCCUUAAAGACAUAUACCACUCGAAUUCGGGGCCUAAAGAGAAGAUAGGUGACUUGGCGAAGGUUGUCACAAAGUUAGGCUUCAGAGCACGGGAUCCCAAUCCUCAAGCGUUAGGGGUUCUAAUGUCUUCAGCCGGUACUUUGGUUCAGCAAGUCAAACCGCUGGCCGAGAUCUGUGAUCCCCAUAAAUGUGCCCUCAUUCUGUCGGGUGCAUUGAUGAACCUCCCGGCGUAUCAGGGCCUAAUCCUACGAGAAUGGGAUAAACAACAGCAGCUACCGUUUAAGAAGGUUCUAGUGAUUAAUGAUGCAUCAGGCUAUGCUGCUCAGUUUCUAGCUAGACAAAAUAUGACAACAGAGUAG
Molecule: messenger RNA, 2031 nt
Organism: Aspergillus bombycis
Lineage: Eukaryota; Fungi; Ascomycota; Eurotiomycetes; Eurotiales; Aspergillaceae
Product: putative glucokinase regulator family protein
Exons: 1
Coding region: 1-2031 (676 amino acids)
Biological process (GO): peptidoglycan turnover; amino sugar catabolic process
Molecular function (GO): ether hydrolase activity; carbon-oxygen lyase activity; carbohydrate derivative binding
Source: RefSeq, a predicted model, not a curated record